Camellia sinensis is the source of this 1795-nucleotide messenger RNA. NCBI's taxonomy places the organism in Eukaryota, Viridiplantae, Streptophyta, Magnoliopsida, Ericales, Theaceae. The record is from RefSeq and is a predicted model, not a curated record.
CAACAAUUCUAAAAAGUUGGUGAUCGACUGCCUGGUUAACCAACUGAAGUUAUAGAAAGUGUUAAAGUUGCAGAAUUUUAAAGCAUGCCAAUCUUUCAAUCGACCUUCUCUUUAAUCAUUCACUUAAGUUAAAAAAUAAUAAUUUUACCGUUGAAACAACCUUAUUAUUCUAUAAAAAAUUUUACACUGUUAAUUAUUAAAAUUUAAUUUUAACUUUAUUUUCUAUCAAUUAGCCGCUGAUGGUGCUCAUACUUUUAACUUUAGCUUUAUUUUUCAUCAAUUAACCGUUGAUGAUGCUCAUGCUCGUUCCUAUUGGUAAGGCGUAGGUGGCUGUUGGAAGGCUUUUGGGAGUCACGAGUGGAGUGGUGGUUGGCAUCUUCUGAAGAUGUCGCGUCAAGUCAACGUGACAAUGUGUAUUAUUUUUAAGUCGUUUUUUGUCUUUAGUCUCCUGAUAUUCUUGGUUGCUAAUUUAACAUUUUAUUGGGCAAGUAGUAGGUCACAUGGAUUGUCACACAAAUUUUAAUCAUAGUACUAUUUUCUCUCUCCACACGAGAGUGUGGAAGAUCCUUCUUUUCUCAGAUUCCAUUACAAUAAGUUAGAUGUUGAAUGAUACUUUUUUUCUUUAAAAAAUUAAUUUCACCAUUUUAAAUAUUUGUAUGAUCAUCUUCAAUGAUUCAUCAAAUGCAUCAUCAAAUUUUAAUUUGAUGAAAAAGAGAUAUUUUUUAUGUUUCAAUGAUUUCAUCAAAACGGUAUCAAAUUGAGAAAAUGUGAAAUGUUUCAUCAAACUAAAGAUCUGAGAAGCGUUCACCAGUUUAUUGUGCGUAGACGUUGGGCGCGCGACCCACUGGACGACCGGCUGAACUUCUGGCCGAUGAUCCCCUCGGUCAUCCGGUUAAUCGAACACUUGCCAAAACAUAUCUAGAUUUUGAUAUGCUUUGAGGACGUGGGUGUUCAUAUAUUGAGCUAUGCCUGUAUGUCAUGGAUUUGUAUCCAAAGACUCCUAUUCCAUUCCAUUCCUCUCUUCGCCGCUUUCUCUCUCCCACCACAAGGAUCUACGAGUUGCCUUACUUUCUUGGCCUUUUUCAGUCCAAUACCGAUGACCCAUUCACUCCCAUCACAAGGUCCUUGCCAUGGCUAAACAGUCUCAAAAACCGCCUUCACAAACCACCCACCACAAGCACACCAAUCGUCUUGCUUCCGAACACAAUCCGUACCUUCUUCAACAUGCUCAUAACUCGGUGUACAUAUAUUCCAGCGGUAGCAGAUUGGCACAAAGGCUCAUAUUUGGUGAUACGAAUUAUGGGGACUUAAGAAAAUACUUGUGUGGAUUUUUCGCUACCAUAGUGAGGAACAAGAAAGAAACAAGUAGUUAUGUUGAAAUAUCAAAAUCUAUGGGAGCAGAUAGGCCAUCAGAGAUCUUAUUUGUGACUGAUGUCUAUCAAGAAGCUAUAGCUACCAAGGCAGCAAGUAAGAUGCUUAACUUUUGAUCUUUUGGAAAGGUUUGGAGGUGAUAAUUUCUGUGCAGCCAGGAAAUGAACCUCUUUGAGAAUCAUAGGUUCAAGACAGUCAACCCAUUUUCAGAGAUCUAAGAUUUAGGUGUGCUCCCUGUAAGCUUACUUUAACAUGACAUAGUUAUAAUUAAUGAUGAUAUACUACAUCAAUAAACAAAUUCCCUUCCUAAUAAACUUGCUCAGUUAAUGACUUGGCUGGAUUUUUAUUUUUAUUUUGGUUGGCUAUGCUUGUUUUAUUUCUUGUUUAACUCUGGCUAUUGACAAGUGAAAAUUGGGGAACAAAU